This is a messenger RNA of Brassica napus (rape), 1396 nucleotides long. RefSeq lists its product as uncharacterized. The transcript has 6 exons. Gene Ontology annotation, molecular function: 4 iron, 4 sulfur cluster binding. The record is from RefSeq and is a predicted model, not a curated record. Bases 1 to 915 code for a protein of 304 amino acids. Gene Ontology annotation, cellular component: cytoplasm. Lineage: Eukaryota; Viridiplantae; Streptophyta; Magnoliopsida; Brassicales; Brassicaceae. Gene Ontology annotation, biological process: porphyrin-containing compound biosynthetic process.
AUGACGGACAAUAUCUUCAAAGGUCUACCUCCUCCGUCUUCUCAACAGCAAGAGCUUUCGAAUUCUUCAAAUCCAAACGAGUCGAAAGAUGAAAGUCGCUCCCCAGCUCCGACUCUGGUUCUCAAGAGCUCCCUGAAGCGAUCUAAACCAGCAGAAUCUGCACCCAAUGUCUCAGAUUACGUCUUUGAACUUAAAAAACAAAACUUUGAUGUUGUUUUGACUGAUCUUACUAAACGCUCAAAUCUCACAGCUCCUCCUGCUCUCAAGAGCGCACUUAAGCUUACCUCAUUGCGAUGCUCGAAGCUGCAAUGUCAUCCCAACCUUACUCUAUGUGCUGUCCUGGGUGGGCUGCCAUCGAAAACUCCUUGUAUUGAUCGCUUGGUUAGAGCAGACUAUCAUGCUUUGUUCUCAGCAGCUCAAGAUGUCGCCGAGUGUAAUAAAGAUUGUGCUUCAGUUCUGCAAAGAGAACUCCUUGAAUCAAACGUUCCAGACACUACAAAGAGUAUGGAUCUUAUAUCUUCUUUGCCUCACCAGACUUUGGUGAUGUACACUCCAGGCCAGUCUCCUCUUCCUUCAGAAACCCAAUCAGCAGAGUUUUACAAAACAGCCUCAUCGAUGCUCCGUGGUGCAGGUUAUGAGCACUAUGAAGUCAGCAGUUACUCGAAAGACGGGUUCAAGUGCAAACACAAACCCUUCUAUGCAUUCGGUUUGGGUUCGGCGAGUUACGUUGGUGGGUUGAGGUUUUCAAGGCCAAGGAAGCUUAAGGAAUACACAAACUACGUCGCCGACUUGGAGAACGGCGCAGCCAACUGGUGUGGAGACGGUAGUGUUGAUCUCAAGGAUGUUGCCCCAGAUGUUAUAAUGCUAUCUUUCAGAACAUCUAAAGGGCUUGAACUUAAAGGAGUUUGGAGGUAGUGAACUCGAUUUAUAAAGUGUAUGAGCCUUAUGUGGAGAGUGGGCAUAUUGUUUGUUUGGAUGAAGUGAGAAGAGAAGUGAUGAGUGAUGAAUUCAAAAAGUUAGUUGGGAAUGAUGAAGUGAAGAUUGAAGAUCACGUGAGGUACCUUAGGAGAUGGGACUCUGUUCUUUCUCAAGUGUCUCAGCUUAAGCUUCACAUGAAUAAACUAGAAGACCUUUAUGAACAGUGAUGGCUACUAUGGAGAAGCCUAUUGAUUCAAGCCAUGGUGAUUCUGCCACUUCUUCAAAUCAGGUACCACUUCUUCAAAUCAGGUACAUAUAGACACAUACAAACAUAUGUAUGCAAAGUACGAAUCUUUGAAUGAAUUAGACAUGUCUAUAAGAGGAAUUGUGGUUCUUGAACUGAAAAUAUGAAUUUUUUUUUGUUCUAAUUGCAUGAUAUGGCAUUUUUGUUUUAAUUUUAAUAAAAAUGUUUAAUAAU